ACUCAGAUUUUGCAAACUUGUGGGUUGAAGAAAGUGCUAUUCGAACACAUUUCUAAGAAAAAUUGGUAACACAAAUUUCCUUUCUUCAAGGAUCAGAUGCUGAGAUACUAUGAUACAAAGAUUUUAGUUUUCAAUUGUAUAGAGAACAGAGUGGAUAAAUUAGUGCUGCCUGCUUUACAAUCCAAGCAGUAUGGAGAGGCGGGAUAUCUUUCUUGAUCACCAGGAAGACCCUGAUAGCUACUCAGAUUCUGUGAAAUUUGAUGCUCGUUCAAUGACAACAUUGCUUCCUCCCUAUCCUAAAAAUGGCCUCAAAGAAAAACUGAAGUCCUUCAAAGCUGCGCUCAUUGCCCUCUAUCUUCUUGUGUUUGUCGUUCUGAUGCCUGUCGUUGGGAUUGUGGCAGCUCGUCUUCUGAAGUGGGAAAUGAAGAAUUGCACAGUUGGUUCAAUUCAUGCAAGUGAUAUGUCUCAAAGUCUGGGAAAACGAAAUGGCAGCGAAGAUGAAAUGAGAUUUCGAGAAAUUAUUUUGGAACACAUUGACAAUAUUGAGAAGAGAAUCCAACACAUUUCAGAUUUAGAAGCCAACUUCAUAGAUUCAGAAUACUUCCAAAAUUUCAGUGCAACAACUGAUCAAAGAUUUAACGAUGCUCUUCUGCAGCUAAGUACCUUGGCUUCCUUGGUCCAAGAACAUGGCAAUGCAGUAGAUGAAAUCUCCAAAUCCUUAAUAAGUCUGAACACCACAUUACUUGAUUUGCAGCUCAAUAUAGACACAUUGAAUAGCAAAGUCCAAGAGAAUUCACUGAAGCAACAAAAGGAUAUUAGUAAAUUAAAGGAGAGUGUAUACAACACAUCAACAGAAAUUAAGUCUCUGAAAGAGGAACAAGAGCAUUUGGAACAGGAAAUAAAGAGAGAAGUGAAAGCACUAAAUAAUAUCACCAACGAUCUCAGACUCAAAGAUUGGGAACAUUCUCUGACUUUGAGAAAUAUCACCUUGACUCAAGGUCCCCCUGGACCCCGAGGUGAAAAAGGAGACAGAGGUCCAGCAGGUUUACCAGGCGUCCCAGGCCCUAUAGGUCCUCCAGGUCUUAAAGGUGAUCGCGGAGUAAUUGGAUUUCCUGGAAGUAGAGGAAUCCCAGGUCUAAUAGGAAAGACUGGCAGAACAGGAACUCCUGGACCAAAAGGACAGAAGGGAGAAAAGGGAAGUGGGAACACAUUCUGACCAGUACAACACCCUGAUUUUAUUUGGUCAGAACAUUUUUAAGAUCAGGUGGGUUGGGCAGGACCCCUCUGAUGCCAUCUCAUUAAAGGCUCUUCAUCUCUGGACAAGUCAUCAGCACAACUGACUCCCAAGACCCCUUUGUGACUCCUUCAAAUGACCUUGGUUCCUGCGUCAUGCCUGGCUUCUACAUGGCUUCUCUCCUGAUCUUUGGUGCCAUUGGGCCUCUCCUGCCUUUUAUACCAUGUUUUCUCUCCCAUCAUCAGCUCUGCUCCAAGCCUGCACAAACCCUUGUACACUAGCAGAAUGCUCUAGCUCUUCCUCAGAUACAGGGAAAGGUGUCCUCUGCUGUCCCCUCACUCAGUUUGGGGAACCCAAAGAAGAUAAAGACUUUUAAUUACUUAGAAUAUCAAAAUUAAGUUUAGUUUGAUUUGUGUAGUUUACCUUCCUGUCUUUUUAUUCUGAAAAUUAGGGCAUAUUUUUUUUCUGAGUUUUAAAGUGAAACACAGCUGAGAUUAUUCAACACAUUUGAAUCAAAACCUGAAUUUGUUUCUUUAAAUUGCUUAUUCAUUUCCAAAAACCAUGUUGAUCAUGGAAAAAGCAAUGCUGAUAAUUUUUAUUCCAAAAAUCUCCUAUAUUUUAUGUUUU
Molecule: messenger RNA, 1861 nt
Organism: Fukomys damarensis (Damara mole-rat)
Lineage: Eukaryota; Metazoa; Chordata; Mammalia; Rodentia; Bathyergidae
Gene: Msr1
Product: macrophage scavenger receptor 1
Exons: 9
Coding region: 191-1216 (341 amino acids)
Biological process (GO): receptor-mediated endocytosis
Cellular component (GO): membrane
Molecular function (GO): scavenger receptor activity
Source: RefSeq, a predicted model, not a curated record